This is a messenger RNA of Fundulus heteroclitus (mummichog), 3418 nucleotides long. RefSeq lists its product as uncharacterized. Bases 286 to 2850 code for a protein of 854 amino acids. Gene Ontology annotation, molecular function: ATP hydrolysis activity; zinc ion binding. The transcript has 17 exons. Lineage: Eukaryota; Metazoa; Chordata; Actinopteri; Cyprinodontiformes; Fundulidae. The record is from RefSeq and is a predicted model, not a curated record. Gene Ontology annotation, cellular component: nucleus; nucleoplasm.
CUCACCAAACCACAACCAUGCCUGUAACUGCGAAGGGACCGUGUUCGACUAUUUGAUUUAUUAUCGCUAAAAUACGGGGAGGAAAAACAAGAGGAUUUUUUUGGGACGUGGACAGCGUACCACAUGAGUCAAUUUAAAGUCGUUUAAAGCAGCACUUCCUCUGUCUGUCUGUCUGUCUGUCUGUGUGUGUGUGUGUGUAGCGACCAACAGGACGCACCCACUGCUCGGCUCUGCCGUGUGAAGUUACGUACCUGCUCUCAGACGCAAAAUUAUCACAGAGAAAACAUGGCGAGGUUAAGCGAGCAGGGGAUUCGCCUCAGUUCGAUGAGCCCUUCCUUUUUGAACAGCAACUCCACCAGUCAUACCUGGCCGUUCAGCGCGGUGGCCGAGUUGAUAGACAAUGCGUCAGAUCCCGGUGUGUGCGCCAAACAGAUCUGGUUAGAUGUAGUUAAAAUCGACGAUCAGACUUGCCUGACAUUCACUGAUAAUGGCAGCGGGAUGACACCUAAUAAGCUGCAUAAGAUGCUCAGCUUUGGCUUCACAGAAAAGGGGUCUGGGAAGGCCAGUCAGCAGGCCAUCGGCUUGUACGGAAACGGCUUCAAGUCCGGCUCCAUGCGUCUGGGCCGCGAUGCGCUCAUCUUCACUAAAAAUGGCGGCUGUCAGACGGUGGGACUGCUCUCUCAGACCUACCUGCAAAACAUCAAAGCCCAGGCAGUCAUUGUUCCCAUGGUGCCCUUCAACCAACAGACCAGGUCCCUGGUUGUGACUGAAGACUCAGAGGCCAGCCUGGCAGCCAUCCUACAACACUCCAUCAUCAGGUCCCAGGAGGAGAUACUCACUCACUUCGACUCCAUCCCAUCAAAAAAAGGCACCAAGAUACUGAUCUGGAAUAUCCGCAGAGCCAAAGACGGUAAGACAGAGAUUGACUUUGACACGGAUUCAACCGACUUUCGUUUGCCUGUGAUUCAUCUCGAAGAGCUGAAGCAGGGCCUGAGGAACAGUGGGUCCCUAAGACCUGAGCAGAAUGUCCCAGACAUGUAUUGCAGCCUAAGGGCCUACCUCAGUAUCUUGUACCUGAAACCACGGACGCAGGUCAUUCUGAGAGGGAAGAAGGUUCUGGCCAAGUUGGUGUCCAAGAGUCUUAGCCACAUCGAACAUGACGUCUACAAACCUCAGUUUAGCAAAGAGAAGGUGAGGGUGACUUUUGGACUAAACCCUAAAAAGAAAGAGCACUAUGGCAUCAUGAUGUACCACAAGAACCGACUCAUUAAGGCCUACGAGAAAGUGGGCUGCCAGCUUAAGGUCUCAGGUCAAAGAGUAGGCAUUGGGGUGAUCGGCAUCAUCGAGUGUAAUUUUCUCAAACCCGCUCACAACAAGCAGGACUUUGAGUACACUAAAGAAUACAGACUCACCCUUGGUGCCCUGGGUCUAAAACUUAAUGACUUCUGGAAGGAGGUCAUAGAGAAGAGGGCCAGGGAGCGAGAGUUUCAAUCACUUGAUAAAGAUGACAGCGAAGACCAGGACGACACCGACAUUGGUCCCCUGUGGUUGCAGUGUGAAGAAUGCCUGAAAUGGCGAAGUGUCCCACCACAACAAUAUAAGGUCACUCCCGAAAACUGGCGCUGCAGCCAGAAUCCCAACCCACGUUACAGAAGCUGCUCGUCGCCAGAGGAAGCUGAGGAGAGCGAGGAACAGUUAACACCCAGCUACCAGAAAAACCACAAAAAGAUAAAGCACUUCAAAAGCAGAAAACAGGAAAAAUCAAAAGAGGCGUGGCACUCGGAGGACAAGGUGGCUAAGCACGAAACCUCGUCCUGCGCCUCAUCAGAGGAGCCUUCUUCCCCGGCCACGCACACACCUGAACACAGCACGCCAGAAAAGAGACUGGAACAGGAUGAGGCAGAUUUGCAUACAGACACUCGUGCGAAUGACGCGAAGACUCGACUGGUCACACACUACCGAGAGAAGGUUGCUGGAAGAAAAACAGCAACAGAGGAGCAACACGAACUUUCACACGUGGAAAAUGAUCCGACCCUCGAAGAUGAGGAGGACAAAAAGAAGGAGGUCGUGGAGAAAGAGGAGGAGCACACAGACACUUUCAGCCGCAAAAGAAAGUCUGGACCUAUUUUUACCUACAUCACAGAAAAGCGCUGGAGACAGCAGCCGGCGGACUCAGUGGCGGCGACGACGGCGGCGGAGGAUUUGCCUUCUGGGAAACAAAUACACACGUUAAAAAAGGACAGCAACAGCAGCCAAGUGGAGAAGUCGAACGGUUUGCAGCAGACCCCGACCAACCACACCUGGACCUACUCGCCGCUGGCCACCCAGACCGUGGUGGUGUCCCCGCUGAGGACGGAGCGGCCGCAGAGCACGGCGCUGCCUCCGGAGCUGGGCGAGCGGGAGGUGAAAGUGCAGAAGCUGGCUGCGUUGGAGAAGGAAGCCGAGCGGCUACGGAGCCUCCUGGGGCUGGAGGUGUCCAAGGCGACGCGGGGCACCAUGACGACUGCGGACGGUGCGGUCGAGAAAGAGGGGAUGGAGAGAUCUACGGUGUCCACAACAAGCCAGGAGGUCGGCUGCCAAACAGUUGUUCCUGAGUGCUCCACUUCUGCGCUGGAGAGCAAGCCGAAGAAAGAGAGGAGUGAAAGUCAGAGCAGAGUGAGAACGAGUGACGGUGACGCCUGUGAUGACAGCAGGUCGGCUGAGCAGAGCCUGCGUGACAUGCGUAACAACGUGGUGGUGCUCCUCACAGCCCUGCUGCCCCAGCUGGACCUGGCCGGCAUCAGCCUAGAGACAGCAGACGUGGACAACAUCCUGCAGCAGAUCAUAGAGGUUAACUCGCUCAAACUAUGAGCGCCUCCAAGUCCUGCAGAGGACGGUCGCCUUGUGUUUCCUGCAGAGGAAUGCACUAAAUGCCCAGGUUCUUCCUUCAUCCGAUUACUUUCCUUACCUCAUGGCCUUCAGAUUAUUGAAAAGGAGCAUCUUGUGGGUGGAUUACGCAUUUCUAUGAUGUUAGUGAAAAACCAAAGAGUUCAGAAUCCAAACAACUUGACAUAUUUGAGGAUGUGCUCCAAAAGAGUUGUUCAAAACCUGAUUCAUUCAAGGCAGAAAUAAAAGUUGUGUCAUUGCAUAAGCUUAAUAAAAUGAUGUGAGCCAUCAUCAAAACUAAAGUGGUCAUACACAGUUAUAAAUUGUUAGCCUGGCCAUCCACACUGACUUGUGCCAUGUGCGUUCAGUGCACAGAUUGUCAGUCUGGGCAGGCCUGGACUCUCCGGUCUAAAACUUACCGGACCAAUCACAGCGCAGGAGGCGGGAGUUUACAAUGGGUCACUCUUAGCAGCAGAAUGACUUAGGGCUGGAUGAUAAUUCAAUAACAAUAUAUCGAUCAAUAGACGUGUGGCGUGAUAGGAAAAAAUAGGGU